UAAAUGACGAUAUCAAAUGUCGUGAUAUUUGAUAAAUUGCUCCCUUUGAUGUGUGCGCUCUGAGCACUAUUGCAGGCUGUGGCUGCUCGCUGUACGCAUGUCUUCUUUUUUAUUUAAUAUAUCAGCAGCGGCAGCAGCGGCACAAAUUUUGCUGUUUGCCUUUUACGCAUGCAUCUGGAGAGGGAUUGAUAGGACUAAUGGUAAAAACUAAACGGCACUGACAUGUAUUUAUGGAUGCUCGCUCUGAAUAACUGCUCUUUCGGACACAUACAGCUCAGUUUGGCUUCUCCACUGGGCCCAUUCAUUCCUUAUUCACAGGCGGAUUUUUGCCAAUAUGGCACGAAAAUGUUAAAACACAGGAAGUAUCUAUUUUUUAAAGGACACAGCUUUAAAAUGAUGAAUUGAUUUGACUUGUUUGCGGAGUAAAAAUGAACCUAUUUUGAUUUAUAGUUUAAGUUUUCAACAGAACUUAAAUAACUGGUUAUUUAUGUUUCCUUUACGCGUGAGAGCAAAGUGGAUUUCUGUAGUUUAAAAAAAAAAAAUUAUUCUUGGGGGCAUGAUUUGAUUUUGAUUUCUUAGAAGUCUUGGAAGUUUAGGGCAGCCUGACAGUUCUGCCUCCUUGUAAAUCAUUCUCAGUAAUUCCUGAAAGGGUUGCGAGGCUGUUGGGGGGCCGGGCGAAAACUGUAAAUCUUUCACUUUUAUUACCCUCUGAACAUAUGCUGCGACGCUACCAGUCCUGCAUCCCUUCUCCUUCUCCUACUUGAUCCUCUUCUUCAGCAAAGAGAACCCAUGCCGACGGUCUCUGCGGCUCCAAAAUCCUCCUCCUUUAAAUCCAUUCUGGCCUUUUUUUUCAGUAAAUUUAUUUAUUAAUUGGUAAUUAAACCAAGCUAUUAUUCAUUUAAGAUCUGUGAUUUAAAUGCUGAAAAACGGUGCAGGAGGAGAUGUGGCACUGUGACUCUUUGUGUUUCAGCAGUGUGUGAGGAGAGACUCAGCCAACACAAGAUGAUAAUGUGGUUUAUUUGAAUACAAUCCAUUCCCAGUUGCAAGAAAAAAAACCACAUGUCAUGUAUUUCAUUAAUCAUUUUUCUUUCUUUUUUUCUUUUUAAAAAGACACCUCGUUGCAAUCGUUUGUCAUUUUGGAUAGAGCCUGAAAUAGUACUCCAAAAUAAUAUAUAAAAAUGCUUUCAUGCAUGUGGAUGCUCGUUUUAUUGCUUGCACUUUUUUUUAUUGCAAAAUCCCUGUUAGAUUCUAUAAAUCAGUCACAUUUCUAGCAUAAGUGAGGUGAAAAUCCCUGGAUAAACUGUUGGAAAUUCGUGCGUAAAAUGCACAAAUCAUUUUACGCACACAGAUGCUGUAGCUGCAGUGCACUGCUGGAGGCUGAGAAUGUGUAAAUCUGUAUUAUUAGUAGUAGCCUCAAAGAAAAAAAAGAGAAAAAUAGAGCUGCAUAUCUGCUUGGGGUUUAAAUACUGGAAGUGGAGGCGAGCUGCAACACUCGAGGAGAUAAAACAGAAAUAGGCAGAGGGACAUUUUCACAUUCACACAGUUCAGAUGAGGAAAUAAACGCCACCCUUUAUCAAAAUGGAUUGGUGAGGUCAAGAUGGAAGCAGCGAUGAAUGCGUGAGGGACAUCAAACAGAUCUGCGCACAUUUCGGUCACAGACUGGAGCAACGGUGGGAAACACCAAUCACGUGAAUAAACAACACCCAUGCCAUUGGAUAGAGUUGCACUGGCUUAUUGGCUUUAAACCCACAAAAUGCAGAAAGCAACAUACUACGAUAACUCUGGGCUUUUUGGAGGCUAUACUUACCCCAAACCAGACUCUUACAACUACGGCCCAGCGCACCAGUCCUACCCUACUUCUAACAUCGAGAGUGACUACCAGGGCUCAGUGUGUCCCAUCCAGACCUCCACAGUCCGGCCGCCGGCCCUCAAAGACAGUGACCUGAACGGGGACUGCAUGCGGCAAAGCGGCAGCAAUCAGAGCAACAGCAGCAGCCAGGCGACCAGCAUUUCGGAGCAGCAGGCGCCUCCACUGUCCGCAUCCUCCCCGAGCUCCAACAGCUCUGCGUCCCAGAAGAAGAAGUCUCCAUCCAGCAGCGGCUCCAGCGCGGCCACGCCGGCCCUCACCAAGCAGAUCUUCCCCUGGAUGAAGGAGACCAGGCAGAACUCAAAGCAGAAGAGCAACAACUGUGCCACUGCAGGUAGAGAUCGCGGAGGUGAAGGUGGCGAGGUGAGUGACGAGAAGAGCCCACCAGGACCGGCCUCCAAACGGGUCAGAACUGCUUACACCAGCGCGCAACUCGUGGAGCUGGAGAAGGAGUUUCACUUUAACCGCUACCUGUGUCGCCCUCGGAGGGUGGAAAUGGCGAAUCUGUUGAAUCUGACCGAGCGCCAAAUAAAGAUCUGGUUUCAGAACCGGAGGAUGAAAUACAAAAAGGACCAGAAGUCGAAAGGGCUGGCGCACUCUCCCCUGGGACAUUCCCCGGACAGGAGCCCGCCGCUGAGUGGCCCAAAUCACAUUGGAUACUCUGGCCAGCUCCAGAACGUGAGCAGCCUCAGCUAUGACGCGCCCUCGCCCCCGUCCUUCGCCAAACCCCAGCAGAACAUGUACGGUUUGGCCGCGUACACUGCGCCCUUGGGCGGCUGCAUCCCGCAACAGAAGAGGUACCCGGGAUCCGAGUACGAACACCACGGCAUGCAGAGCACCGGCAGCUUUGCCAACGCCAAUUUGCAAGGCAGCCCCGUUUACGUGGGUGGGAAUUUUGUUGAUUCCAUGCCAGCCUCGGGCCCCAUGUUCAACCUCGGCCAUCUUCCCCACCCCUCAUCCACCAGCGUGGACUACAGCUGUGCCGCUCAGAUCCCAGGAAACCACCACCAUGGACCCUGUGAUCCCCAUCCCACAUACACAGACCUCACCUCUCACCAAGCGUCUCAGGGAAGGAUUCAGGAAGCGCCUAAACUGACGCAUUUGUAAUAUGUGGUUUCGUGAGUGCGUGUGCGUGCGUGUAUGUGUGUGUGUGUGCCAAAAUUACGUUGCGCUCUUUUUUAUUACCUCACUAGUCUAAUAACUACACUCCAAGCGAGUCAUGUGUAUUAUUACAGUAUUAUUGAUAUUACUAUUAAUGCUAUUGUGUAAUUAUUUUCUAAAUAAUACAGCUUUGUCCAUUUCUCUUGAAUAUUUGGGGAUGCGCAGAGGCACACUAGCCUGGUUGUCAAUAGUUCUUUUCUUUUGUUUGUUUCUUCUCAAGUGCAAUGCGCAAAAAAAAAUUUCUUGACUGAAUAUUUCAUGCCGUUACUUGAAGGUAAGUCUUGUAGUUCACGAAAGUAGAAGCUCAUCCUUAGAGAGAAGGAUCUGUAGGGGGGGGGAAUUUUCUGUCUGUUUGUUAGGAUCUCAUUUUCCUCACGGGCAUCCUAUUUAUUUAUGACUAUGAUUUGCAUAAUCUUUCGUACUAGCAUAUUAGCCUAUUUAUUAUUUAAUUACUUUUUGUAUUGCACAUUAUUUAUCGUUUAUAUGCGAGUAUUUAUAAGUCAGUGUGGAGAUUGUUGUAAGAUUGGACAGAUCAGUGCACUUGGAAAGUGUUGGCAAAACAGGGUUUUUGGAAAAUGCUAUGACUCGCAGUGUAUUGUUGGAAAAAGAGCAUUUCUAAUUGUAAAUCUGGGAUAAAUGGGGCAUUUUAUAGUGUAUAAACACCACUAUAUGUAUGUCCAUGGUUAAUCUUGUGUCAAACCUUAAGCAAAACGUAGACUAUCGAAGUAUCAAAAUAUUAUACACACCAGCAUGUCAUUUUGUGUAGUCCAUUGCUAUUCUUUAUUUGUCUUCCAUUGUUAUUCCAUUCAGUUGGAUAUCCAUAAAUUUAUGAAACCCUAAUGAUAUUGAAAUGUUAUAUUUUAUUGUGUUUAACAUUUUGUAAAUAAAGUGCUUAAACUUG
This is a messenger RNA of Acanthochromis polyacanthus (spiny chromis), 3929 nucleotides long. It is a transcript of the gene hoxd3a, whose product is annotated as homeobox D3a. The record is from RefSeq and is a predicted model, not a curated record. Gene Ontology annotation, molecular function: DNA-binding transcription factor activity, RNA polymerase II-specific; RNA polymerase II cis-regulatory region sequence-specific DNA binding. Gene Ontology annotation, biological process: regulation of transcription by RNA polymerase II. The transcript has 4 exons. Bases 1754 to 2974 code for a protein of 406 amino acids. Gene Ontology annotation, cellular component: nucleus. Lineage: Eukaryota; Metazoa; Chordata; Actinopteri; Pomacentridae.